Messenger RNA from Coregonus sp. 'balchen', 15747 nucleotides. The record is from the annotation of a GenBank genome assembly. Lineage: Eukaryota; Metazoa; Chordata; Actinopteri; Salmoniformes; Salmonidae.
AUGGCACAUCAACACCCCCCAUUGGAGCUUUCCGAGUGGACAGCAGUCCCAGGUGGGGAUCCUGACUCAGAUUCCGACCGGGACUCAGGAGUCGGCGAGGAUGCUGGAGAGGAUGCUGGCAGUCACCAUGGCAAUGACAUAUCGCACCGGCAGGAUGGAGUUGGAGAGCGAGGUGGAGAGGAAGAAGGAGAGGGGGAUUUCACUAUCUUUGUUGCCUUUCAGGGAAAUAUGGAUGACGAGGACUUCCAAGAGAAACUUGACAACAUCCUUAACAGGAUGCCUAGUAUGCUUGAAUUAGGUUAGUAGUGGGUGGUGACGUGGUGCACCUUUCUAACUGGUUAAACAGUUUCCUACAUUUUACAUCUACUUUGAAUGUAUCCUGAAAGUAGUUUGACAAUGUUUGAAAGCCAUCAUUUCAGACCUCUGUAUUAUUUCUAUACUGAAAAUGAACCAUGAUAUUGAGUUAUUUUAUUGUACCUCUCAACCUCCUUAUCUCAUCCUCUCUUUCUCUGUCUUCUUAUCCCUCCCCAGAUUCUGAGAGACUGCAGCCGCAGCAUGUGGAGCCGUGGAACAGUGUGCGUGUCACCUUUAACAUUCCCCGGGAAGCGGCAGAGCGCCUGAGGCUGCUGGCCCAGAACAACCAGCAGCAGCUCCGAGACCUGGGCAUACUCUCUGUACAGAUAGAAGGUAUGUACAGUACGCAGAUAGCAGCAGCGAUGGCUAUGAUCAGGCCCAAAAGUGAAAGCGUCCAGAAAAGUACCUAGACCCUGAUUGUUGUUGUUUUUGUUUGUUUCGUCCAGGUGAAGGAGCCAUCAAUGUGGCCAUGGGGCACAACAGAGGUCAGGAGGUCAGGGUGAACGGACCAAUCGGAGCGCCUGGACAGAUGAGGAUGGAUGUGGGAUUCCCAGGACAACCAGGCCCAGGUACCUAACGCUCAUAUUAUGUCAUACUAACCCGGGACAGGGAAGUGACAAGUUGAACUACACUGCUCAAAAAAAUAAAGGGAACACUAAAAUAACACAUCCUAGAUCUGAAUGAAUGAAAUAAUCUUAUUAAAUACUUUUUUCUUUACGUCUGUCACGUGCUCAGUGUGAACCUGCUUUCAUCUGUGAAGAGCACAGGGCACCAGUGGCGAAUUUGCCAAUCUUGGUGUUCUCUGGCAAAUGCCAAACGUCCUGCACGGUGUUGGGCUGUAAGCACAACCCCCACCUGUGGACGUCGGGCCCUCAUACCACCCUCAUGGAGUCUGUUUCUGACCGUUUGAGCAGACACAUGCGCAUUUGUGGCCUGCUGGAGGUAAUUUUGCAGGGCUCUGGCAGUGCUCCUCCUUGCACAAAGGCGGAGGUAGCAGUCCUGCUGCUGGGUUGUUGCCCUCCUACGGCCUCCUCCACGUCUCCUGAUGUACUGGCCUGUCUCCUGGUAGCGCCUCCAUGCUCUGGACACUACGCUGACAGACACAGCAAACCUUCUUGCCACAGCUCGCAUUGAUGUGUCAUCCUGGAUGAGCUGCACUACCUGAGCCACUUGUGUGGGUUGUAGACUCCGUCUCAUGCUACCACUAGAGUGAAAGCACCGCCAGCAUUCAAAAGUGACCAAAACAUCAGCCAGGAAGCAUAGGAACUGAGAAGUGGUCUGUGGUCACCACCUGCAAAACCAGUCCUUUAUUGGGGGUGUCUUGCUAAUUGCCUAUAAUUUCCACCUGUUGUCUAUUCCAUUUGCACAACAGCACGUGACAUUUAUUGUCAAUCAGUGUUGCUUCCUAAGUGGACAGUUUGAUUUCACAGAAGUGUGAUUGACUUGGAGUUACAUUGUGUUGUUUAAGUGUUCCCUUUAUUUUUUUGAGUAGUGUAUAUCCAUUCAUUGUUAAUAUUUUAGUUGUUAAAGUAUAAACAAACCUCCAUACCAAUCCAGGGCUUGACAUUAACUCUUGUCCUCUUGUCCGGGACAAGUAAAACAAGUAGUUGGACAAGAAGAAAAUAGAUUUAAGUUGUCCAAAUAGACAAGUUUUAAAAAAUCACACACAAAUCACAAUAUCAAACAAUUACUCUGAUCAGAAUUGGAUCGGAGGCUAACAUUGGAAUAAUUUUCAAAUCUAUUGAUCAUGUACAUUAAAAGAAAAAGCCUACAUGUCAAAGUGUAGGUGAUAUGCAUAUUGGCUACAGCUUGUGUCAAAACCGAUGCUGACAUGAGGGAGGUGCCAGAAAAUGUAGCCAAACUGAGACUUUUAAUAACUUAAAUAUAGGCUAAACACCAGUUAUGUUUGACAAAUAUAUAUACGUUUUAUUGUCACAUACAGUACACUGGAUAGGUGUAGUGAAAUGUGUUGUUUUACAGGGUCAGCCAUAGUAAUAUGAAUGAACCGUGCCUCAAGUAUGUGGACAGAAUCAAGGCUUUAGCCUUUAGCUUGAUUCUGUCACAAGACCGGAGAGUCAAGGACAGUGCCUGUUGCGCACCGCACAUCACCCACCUUAAAUCUGAGCAGAGGCAGUCAGCAUGUUGAAACUAUUUAACCAUAAACUUCAUUGUUUUAAACCUGGACUUUUUAAGUCAUUUUAUGAAGUAUGUCUUACCUUGUUUCAAAGUAGCCUAGCCUAAAAUACGACCAUAGGAAUGUUCAGGGGAUUAUUUUAUAAACACUUAUAUGGCAUUGAAACCAGCAUUUGUUUUUGAUGUCCUAUUGGUUUUCAAAUCAAGGUUAUUUUAUUGUCCAGCAGCCAAAGGCAGAAUCCUAGUCAUAUUAGUAACCCAUGCUAGCUGAUGCAUCUUUAGAUCGCCCCUUUCUUAAUUUCUAACGGAUAUUUUCCCGCUAAUUGCAUUUUGGAACAUUCGCGUGUAGCCUAUAGCCAUGUGCGCAUUGUUGAGCUUACAGUGGGGGAAAAAAGUAUUUAGUCAGCCACCAAUUGUGCAAGUUCUCCCACUUAAAAAGAUGAGAGAGGCCUGUAAUUUUCAUCAUAGGCACACGUCAACUAUGACAGACAAAAUGAGAGAAAAAAAUCCAGAAAAUCACAUUGUAGGAUUUUUUAUGAAUUUAUUUACAAAUUAUGGUGGAAAAUAAGUAUUUGGUCAAUAACAAAAGUUUCUCAAUACUUUGUUAUAUACCCUUUGUUGGCAAUGACACAGGUCAAACGUUUUCUGUAAGUCUUCACAAGGUUUUCACACACUGUUGCUGGUAUUUUGGCCCAUUCCUCCAUGCAGAUCUCCUCUAGAGCAGUGAUGUUUUGGGGCUGUCGCUGGGCAACACAGACUUUCAACUCCCUCCAAAGAUUUUCUAUGGGGUUGAGAUCUGGAGAAUGGCUAGGCCACUCCAGGACUUUGAAAUGCUUCUUACGAAGCCACUCCUUCGUUGCCCGGGCGGUGUGUUUGGGAUCAUUGUCAUGCUGAAAGACCCAGCCACGUUUCAUCUUCAAUGCCCUUGCUGAUGGAAGGAGGUUUUCACUCAAAAUCUCACGAUACAUGGCCCCAUUCAUUCUUUCCUUUACACGGAUCAGUCGUCCUGGUCCCUUUGCAGAAAAGCAUGAUGUUUCCACCCCCAUGCUUCAUAGUAGGUAUGUUGUUCUUUGGAUGCAACUCAGCAUUAUUUGUCCUCCAAACACGACGAGUUGAGUUUUUACCAAAAAGUUCUAUUUUGGUUUCAUCUGACCAUAUGACAUUCUCCCAAUCCUCUUCUGGAUCAUCCAAAUGCACUCUAGCAAACUUCAGACGGGCCUGGACAUGUACUGGCUUAAGCAGGGGGACACGUCUGGCACUGCAGGAUUUGAGUCCCUGGCGGCGUAGUGUGUUACUGAUGGUAGGCUUUGUUACUUUGGUCCCAGCUCUCUGCAGGUCAUUCACUAGGUCCCCCCGUGUGGUUCUGGGAUUUUUGCUCACCGUUCUUGUGAUCAUUUUGACCCCACGGGGUGAGAUCUUGCGUGGAGCCCCAGAUCGAGGGAGAUUAUCAGUGGUCUUGUAUGUCUUCCAUUUCCUAAUAAUUGCUCCCACAGUUGAUUUCUUCAAACCAAGCUAUUGCAGAUUCAGUCUUCCCAGCCUGGUGCAGGUCUACACUUUUGUUUCUGGUGUCCUUUGACAGCUCUUUGGUCUUGUCCAUAGUGGAGUUUGGAGUGUGACUGUUUGAGGUUGUGGACAGGUGUCUUUUAUACUGAUAACAAGUUCAAACAGGUGCCAUUAAUACAGGUAACGAGUGGAGGACAGAGGAGCCUCUUAAAGAAGAAGUUACAGGUCUGUGAGAGCCAGAAAUCUUGCUUGUUUGUAGGUGACCAAAUACUUAUUUUCCACCAUAAUUUGCAAAUAAAUUCAUAAAAAAUCCUACAAUGUGAUUUUCUGGAUUUUUUCUCAAUUUGUCUGUCAUAGUUGACGUGUACCUAUGAUGAAAAUUACAGGCCUCUCUCAUCUUUUUAAGUGGGAGAACUUGCACAAUUGGUGGCUGACUAAAUACUUUUUUUCCCUACUGUAUAAUAUGAAUAAAUACAACUUUAUCAACAUUUUAUGCUAAAUGGUCUGAUCUGUCGCAUUAGCCUCAUUGCUUAAUUUCUUUAUUUUUACAUGUUUCAAUGUGCAGUGGUAGUAUGAAUUUUGGAUCUAUCAUCCCAGGGUGUUUUGAACCAAAGACAUAUUUAUCGUCCCUGGGAUGACGGGAUGUCCUUAAUGUCAAGCCCUGGAGGGAAUUAUUUUAUAAAGACAUAAGAAGUAUUUGGUUGUAAUUUAUAGACUACCAAGGGUGGCCAACCAUCCGCCAGGAGAGCCUUAAAGGGGCAGUGUUGUAUUUUGAGACAGGUUUGAAUAGGUAGAGUGUAGCCUACAUUGUCUGAUUCUCUAUGGUAAAAAAGAUAGUAAUGUAUUUUGUAAAGUGUUUCCUUGCAUCAUACAAUGGUGUUAGACUUUUUUUUGGGGGGGACAAGUGACUUAAGCUUUUAGACAAGUAAAAAAACAACAUCCUACUUUUCUAAAAGACAAGUGGCUAAAGAAAUUAAUGUCAAGCCCUACAAUCUCUCGUAGGAGGCAUGAGAAUGAGCAACCCGUCGAUGGUCCCCCCUGGCCCCGGUAUGUCUGGUCAGGCCAUAGUCCCCAGCAGCAGUGGACAGAUGCACCCCAGACCCCCAUCGCAGACUGGUGAAGACAUACUUGCUUAAUAACCAACCAGUUAACUCAUUCACACAUCCAAAAUAUAUGCAACUUGUUCAAAGGUAGUGAACAUAUGUUUUUUUCCCCUCCUUCAGAUGCAAUGGACCCCAUGAUGUCUUUACAGCAGCAGCAGCAGCUUCAACAUCCCCAGGCUGGUCUCCACAGCCAAGGCCCCAUGCCCCCCCAGGCAGCUCACCACAUUCAGGUAUACAAUCACUAAUGGCGCUCAACAAUAACCAUGCAUUAUAAUCACUAUCAAUACUACCACGUAAUGCAAGGAUCAACUGUAUCAGGAGUUGACUGUAUUUUGACCACAGGUCAUGCAGACAGGGAGGCAGCUCAACCCAGCCGCCCUCCAGCAGCUGCAGCAGGCCCAGCAACAGGCCCAGCUCUCCCAGCUUGGUGGCCCCCGUCCCCCUUUCCAUCCCUCUGGCCAGAUGCCUGUACCCUCUGGCUGGAACCAGCUCCCCUCAGGGGUCCUCCAGCCCCCGCCAGCCCAGGGAGGACCCAUGGGCCCAGCCUGGAGGAAGGCCCCUCCCCAGGCCCAGAUGGGUCAACGUCCCCCCUCCCUGGCUACGGUGCAGACCCCCAGCCACCCUCCACCUCCGUACCCGUUUGGUAGCCAGCAGGCUGGCCAAGUGUUUAAUGCUAUGGGGCAGCUCCAGCAACAGCAGCAGCCAGGGGCUGGUCAAUUUGCUGCCCCCCAGCCUAAAGGUCUUCAAGGUGGGCCUGGAGGGGUGGCAGGACUCCCUAGACCUCCACCACCUCUGCCUCCGUCAGCAGGGCCUCAGGGUAACCUCACAGCCAAGUCCCCUGGGUCUUCAUCUUCCCCCUUCCAGCAGGGUUCUCCAGGGACUCCUCCCAUGAUGGGUCAGGCCCAGCUAGGCCCGCGACCUACGACCCCACAGGGUUUCCCUCAAGGGGUGGGCUCACCGGGCAGGGUGGUGCUGGGACAGCAGGGUAACAUGCAGCAAGGGUUCAUGGGAAUGCCCCAACAUGGGCAGCCUGGACCUCAGGUUCAUCAAGGAGGAAUGGGAGGUAAGAAACUAAACCAUUGCAGAUGACUACAAAUGAUUCAUUCACUUUCAUAGAGUAUGUUUGUUGCAUGGCCACAGAUGAUCUCCUGAAGUAUUACCUGUGUAGUUAGAAUUGCUGGUAUCUAGGGAUGUGACGGUAUUUUGAUAUUUUUUCCAUGGCAAAAAUGGAAACACGAAGCAGAUAACGCUCUGGUCCUUUCAAAACCUGUAUGUAAAAUAUUGUGUGCUAUAGCUGGAUGACAGCAUAAUGAUGCUUGUUUCCAACAUUAGGGAAGUUUUCCUAAAUUAAUGAAAUCUGCUUUGUGUUUUGUUUCCUUGCCACGAUACUAGCGAGUAUCAUUAAACUGGUAUCGUCCCGGCCCUACUGGUAUCACAAUUCACGCUUACCUCAAAGUAGUGCUCAGACAGUUACAGUGUAAUACAGACUCACUAUAAUGACCGUGUUAGCUGGGCUGAUGAAGUUCCCCAUGCUGAUGUUUGAUCACAGGCAUGCCCAAACGUCUGCCCAUGGGGUUCCCUAGCGUCUCAGGGAACCAGAACUUUGCCCAGGGUCAGGUGACUAGCGCCCCAGGAACCCCUGGGGGAGGACCCACUCCGCAGCUCCAGAGCAGCCAGGCUAUGGCCCACACAGGUACAAAGAAUAGAAUAGAUCAGCACAUACCUUUCAGAUAUGCUGUAUACCAUAGAAAAAGGCUUAAGAGCAGACAACACAGUGAUAUGAUUUAGGCUGCAUUCGUCAGUGUCAUUCUUCUGUCACGAUCUGAUUUCAGGAGCCCAGUCGUCAGCCUCCAUCCCCAACACCAUGCAGGGUCCGUCCCACUCCCAGCCCAAAGUCAUGGGCCUCCACAGUGGCAUGGCUGGCCAGCCCCAAGGCACCAACUCCGGGCCCAGUAUGAGCCAGCCCCAGCCCGGCCUCCAGUCCCAGAUGAUGGACCUCCAGGGCCAGCCCGUGUCCUCGUCCCCCAGCCAGAUGGUCCAGGGUGGGGGUCCGGGGCAGACAGUACUCUCUAGACCCCUCAACCCAGGGCAGAGAGGAGGCAUGACCCCACCCAAACAGCUGAUGCCACAGCAGGGCCAGGGGGUGAUGCACGGCCAGGGCCAGAUGGUUGGAGGGCCGGGGCACCAGGCGAUGCUCCUACAACAGCAACAACAACAAAACUCCAUGAUGGAACAGAUGCAACAAAUGCAAGGAAACAAGCAGGCGUUUGGGUUGAAAGGUCAAGCUGGGGUCAUGCCAGGUCAGAUGAUGCGGGGUCCGUCUCCUAACGUGCCCGGUAACAUGGCUCAGUUCCAGCAGGCUCAGGUGGGCCAACAGCAGCAACCUAUGACUCCACAGCAGCAGCAUCAACAGCAGCAGCAAAUGGCUCAGCUCCAACAGUUACAACAGCAGCAGCUACAACAGCUACAACAGCAGCAACAACUUCAACAACAACAGAUGACUCAGCAGCAGCCCCAACAGGUAUUUAAUUCAUUUUUUUCAUUUUUUAUUUGCACGGAAAACCAUCCACCAAUUUUACUUCAGGGUAGCAUUAAGGGUAUUAUUUAACUCGCUCAUUCCUUAAUUUUUUCAGGUCCCCAUUGGUGGCAAUCCCAACCAGGCCAUGGGUAUGCACGGUCAACAGAUGAGACUCCCCAGUGGUCAUCCUCUGGUCCAGCAGCAGCUACAGCAGCUCCAACAACAACAACAACAAAAACAACAACAAGCCAUGCUGCAACAGCAGCAGCAACAACAGGUGGCGCAGCAACACCCACACGCUAUCGGAGACCCCAGUGGUGCUACAGGCGACAUGGGCGGUGUCCAACAGAUGCUCCCGGACAUGCAGGGUCAGCAGCAAGGCAUUAUGGGAAUUGGAGGCCCUCAGCACAUGCAGGUGGGCAAUGGCCACUUCCCGGGUCACGGGAUGAACUUCAACCCCCAGUUCGGGGGUCAGAUGGCCAUGGGAGGGCCAUGUGCUCAGGCAGGGGGGUUUCCAGUGAACAAGGAUGUGACGCUGACCAGUCCUCUCCUGGUCAAUCUGCUUCAGAGUGACAUCUCUGCCAGUCAGUUUGGGCCUGGGGGGAAGCAGGGGACUGGAGGACCUGGUCAGGCCAAACCCAAGAAGAAGAAACCACCACGCAAGAAGAAGCCCAAAGUAGGGGAGGGACAGCAGCCGGUCGAGGGGCUAGGGUAAGUUUAUUGAAAUCAAAAGCAAUACUGAACAAAAAUAUAAAUGGAACAUAUAAAGUGUUGGUCCCAUGUUUCAUAUGAAACAUGAAAUAAAGAUCUCAAAAAAUUUCCAUACGCACAAAAAACGUAUUUCUGUCAAUUGUGCACAAAUUUGUUUACGUCCCUGUUAGUGAGCAUUUCUCCUUUGCCAAGAUAAUCCAUCCACCUGACAGGUGUGGCAUAUCAAGAAGCUGAUUAAACAGCAUGAUCAUUACACAGGUGCACCUUGUGCUGGGGACAAUAAAAGGCCACUCUAAAAUGCCACAGAUGUCUCAAGUUGAGGGAGUGUGCAAUUGGCAUGUUGACUGCAGGAAUAUCCACCAGAGCUGUUGCCAGAUAAUUUAAUGUUAAUUUCUCUACCAUAAGCCGCCUCCAACGUCGUUUUAGAGAAUUUGGCAGUUCGUCCAACCGGCCUCACAACAGCAGACCACGUGUAACCACGCCAGCCCAGGACCUCCACAUCCGGCUUAUUCACCUGAGGGAUCGUCUGAGACCAUCCACCCGGACAGCUGAUGAAACUGAGGAGUAUUUCUGUCUGUAAUAAAGCCCUUUUGUGGGGAAAAAAUCAUUCUGAUUGGCUGGGCCUGGCUCCCCAGUGGGUGGGCCUAUACCCUCCCAGGCCCACCCAUGGCUACGCCCCUGCCGAGUCAUGUGAAAUGUAGGGCCUAAGAUUAGGGCCUAAUGAAUUGAUUUCAGUUGACCGAUUUCCUUAUAUGAACUGAAAUUCAUUAAAAUUGUCGAAAUUGGUGCAAGUUGCGUUUAUUUUUGUUCAGUAUAUAUUCGCACAAGGUAUUCGUUAUUGGACAUGGUUUGUCAUCAAGGUAUUCUUCUUCUCUCCUCAGGGGUCUGGAUGUUGGGACUGGCCUGGAGGACCCAGAACUGCCAGGGCUGAGUGGGGAACAGGGAGUGGGCAUGGACCCCUCCGGACCCAAACUCUCAGACUUCACCAACAGGCCUGCAGGUAUGCAGUUUGAAUGUUUCUUUGCUCACUCACACUUUUUUAUAUUUUAGUUGAGUGGCUUUUUAUCAAUCCUUCUGUCAUGUCAGGUUUCCCAGGUCAGCCUGGAGACCAGAGAGUCCUACAGCAGGUGCCCAUGCAGUUCAUGCAGCAGCAACAACAACAACAACAACAACAGCAGCAACAACAACAACAGCAGCAACAACUGCAACAGCAGCAACAACAGCAGCAGCAGCAGCAACAACAGCAGCAACAACAGCAGCAACAACAGCAGCAACAACAACAGCAACAACAACAGCAUCAACAACAGCAGCAACAAAUGCAGCAUAUGCAGCAACAGCAAAUGCAGCAACAGCAAAUGCAACAGCAAAUGCAACAACAACAACAACAACAACAACUACUACAACAACAGCAGCAGAUGCAGGGACUGCAGGUUCCUCCUGGACAGCAGCAGGGGGUGGCUGGAGCUCAGGGUCCGGCUCAAGGCCAGCCACAGAUGCACCCUCAUCAGCAGCAACAACAACAGCAGCAGCAGCAGCAACAACAACAACAACAACAACAACAGCAACAACAGGUAUAAUGUACUGCCAAUGUGUACUUGCUGCUUCCAGGCUUGCGUGUGUGUGUGCAUGUGGUCAAAAGACACAUUUUCCAUUUUGACUAUGGAUAAUAUAGAUAAUUGGUUCCUUGUUGUGUUAAAGCAGCAGAUGCUGAUGAUUAUGAAGAUGCAGCAGGAGCAGGCUAAGAGCCGGAUGCCCCUCCCUCCAGGCGGGCAGUACGCCCCCAGGGGCAUGGUGAACCCCGGGGAGGCCCAGAGGAUGCCCGGUUCCCAGCAGGGCAACAUGCCUGUCAUGAUCAACCUCCAGGGGCACGGAGGAGUGCCUCCCUCUCCAGAUAAACCCAGAGGGAUGCCCCUCAUGGUCAACCCACAGGUUGGACACACUAUCUGGAUGCUUGAAAUGUGUAUAUAUCAUAUUUAUUGUUAUUGUCUUGUGAAUGUUCUAUGCUUAUUGAAUUUGUCUGUGUAUAAAUAAAGUGUCCUGUUUUUCUUGCUCUACCUAUGUAGAUGGCUGGGGCAGCCAGACGAAUGUCUCACCCCGAGGCAGGGCAGGGUCCCCAGUGUACUGGGGCUGAGGAGGCCCCUGGAGCGGCCAACUCCCUGCAGGACAGACCCGGGGGCCAGGAGAUGGGGAUGCCGCCUGGGAACGGGGCCCAACAGAUGGUGGUGAACCAGGGCCCCAACACCCACAUGAUGAAGCAAGGCCCCGGCCCCUCACCCCAGCACCCUGGAGCAAGCCCCCAGCAGCAGAUGCCCCCUCAGCCCCAGCAGGGUGGCCCCAUGCCAGGCCUCCACUUCCCUAACGUCCCCACCACUUCCCAGAGCUCCAGGCCCAAAACACCCAACCGGGCCAGUCCCAGGCCCUACCACCAUCCUCUCACCCCAACCAAUCGUCCACCCAGCACUGAGCCCUCUGAGAUCAACCUCUCCCCUGAGAGGCUGAACGCCUCCAUUGCAGGUCUGUUCCCCCCCAAGAUUAACAUCCCUCUGCCCCCUAGGCAGCCCAACCUUAGCCGGGGCUUCGACCAGCAGGGUGGGCUCAACCCCACCACUCUCAAAGCCAUAGGGCAGGCCCCUCCCAGCUUAACUCUGCCCAGCAACAAUGGAAGCGGUGGAGGUAACUCUAAUAACGGUCAGCAGUCUUUCCCUACAGGCAGUGGAGCUGCCAACACGGGCCAGGGCAAACCGGACAAGCAGUCUGGAGGAGGUCAGGCUAAAAGAGCCAGUCCCAGUAACAGCCGCAGAUCCAGCCCUGCCUCCAGCCGCAAAGUCACUAACCCCAGCCCAGGGAGGCAGAAGGGGACCAAAAUCACCCUCCCAUCCCCCUCUCACCAGCAACAGAUGGUCAACCCCCAGACAGGGCAGACCAUGAUGCUGAGCCCCACCCUGGUGCCUUCUAGACCGGUCUCUCUCCCACCAGCAGCGGGGGUAGGCCUGGAGCCCCAGCAGAUACAGACCCCCUUCCAGGGGAUGCAGGGUAACCCAGCUGAGAUGCCCAGGGAAGGGCAGGGAAUGGCAGGUGUAGAGCACCGGCAGAUGCCCCAGCCUCUGAGGGAGCUCUCCGCCCCACGGAUGGCUAGCCCUCGUGUAGGCACUCCUCAGGAGGCUAAAGCUGGGCUGGAGCAGACAGUGGUGACAGGGGAGAGGCAGCCUGUACAGAGCACUCCUCAGCAGGGGUCUGGAUCUGAGGCCUCUCCUGCUCUCAGGGAUGCGCCUACCUCCCUCAACCAGCUGCUGGAUAACACAGCCACCCCCAGCGUGCCUCCCAGGCCCACUCAGAGUGCUCCGGCUGGGGAUGCUGCCUGCAAGGAGAGCACUAAAGCCUCCAUAGUUUCAGAGAACCCAUCCAGUUUUUUUCAGAGCUCGGAUGUAGGGGCUACCACUGUUGCUACUACUGCUGCUGUGAACGAGCCAGAAGCUAAACCCAAGCCUAGCUCAACCCCCAGCCCAAAACUCCCAAAUCCAGUCGGUAGUCCUAACCUGCAGCGCAACGCAAAUACCAAUCUGAAUGCUAAUCCCGGCCCUAGCCCCAAUCUAAACCCAACUGACAGCCCCAACCUAAACUCUAACUCUAGCUCCAGUAUCAAGCCUAGCACCCCUAACGUAAACCCUACCACUACCACCGGCCCUACUCUAAACCCUACUCCUAUUCUCAGCGUCAGUGUGGGCGCCAGCGUCAGUCACAGUAGUCCCCUCCCCAACGUUAUCCCCAGCCCCAAACCUAACCCAAACCCUGCCGUUAGCCCCAAACCAACCCCCAGCCCCAAACCUAACCCAAACCCUGCCGUUAGCCCCAAACCAACCCCCAGCCCCAAACCUAACCCAAACCCUGCCGUUGGCCCCAAACCAACUCCUAGCCCUAAGCCCCCGACCAAUGUCCCCACUGUCCUGCAGAUCCCUUCAUCAUCUGCCACCAUCUCCCCCAACCAGAUCAGUUACACCUCCGCCCCAGCUCCCACCCCCCAGGCCCCCGCAACCGUCGUCUCCGCUAUGGUGGCCAUGCCCAAUAAGAACAUCCGACCCCAGCAGACCAACCAGCAGACACGUGGCCCCCGCCCCCCGUUCAUCACCACGCCUGUGUUUAUUAACACCGGUACCGCCAUCUUCCAGGUCCCUACAUCGUCUGUGGCACCCAACACCACGGUGGUGUCCCAGCCGGUCACCAUGGUAAAGCCCAUACAGGUGUCCACCACUAACAUCCAGCUCACCACUGCUCCAACCCAGGCCCAAGCCCCGGCCUCGACCCAGGCUGCUGUGGUCAGUGUGGCUAGCUCCCAGCCUGCCCGAACGCUAGUUGGGCAGGUCCAGAUGGCCACUAGACGGGCUUCCCCUGUCCCUGUUAGUACCCUGCCUCGUCCUCAGCAGCAAAGCCCUGGCACUCCCAAGUCGGAGACCCCGGGUGAGGCGCCCCCUGGCCAGAAAUCGAGCCCAUCCCCCCGUCCCAGCCCCUCUCCCACAGCCUUGGCGUCUGCUUCAUCUCCCGUCCAGCAGCCCCUAGCGUCCCCUCCAUGCUCCAGUCUUGGUGCCCCAACCAGCACCCGGAAGAGCCCUAUGUCCCCCACCUCUGCUUCCCAGGGAAAGCCUGCCCAGGCUCCUGGCUCUGCACCAGUGGGUAAUCCACCAGACUCCCAGCAGUUUGCUGAGGCACGGUCUGCCCAACCUUUAGAGGGGACUUCCCAUCCCCAGAGGGGGCCGAACUGGGCUGUGCCCCCUCACGCCUUCCCUCCACCCCCUGCAUCUGUCACCCAGACUCAGGCCACAGUGUCUGGAGCGCAGACUCGGACCACAGCUGCUGCUGUUCCUCUGAAAGUCACCACUCCUCCUGUAUCAGCUCCAACUCCUGUCCCUGCUCAACCUGCUGCACCAGCCCAGUCCCCUGUUCCUGCCUCUACUCCCACCACCCCUCCCCCAGUGUCAGUCCCUGUCACCACCCCAACCCCUACUACUGCCCCUGUUACGUCUGUCCCUGCUCCUCCUUCAGCCUCAGUCCCAGUCCCAAGUCUGUCCCCAUCCACCUCUCCUGUUGCUGCCACCCCUGGACCCUCCAACCCCCCCGGGGACUCCCCAGCCAUAUCCUCCCCAGUGGCCCCUACCCCUAUGGGGGCUCAGCCUGCCCCCACAGCCAUGGAGCCUCCCAGCCAGCCAGCCCCACCAGAGCCCCCAGCACCUGCAGACAACACCCCAGGUACAUAUCAAUCGAUCGAUCAAUCAAUGAUUUGAUUGAGUGACUUAUCCCCCACAUAUCAAACUUUGACUGAUAAUAAUAACCUCCACCAUGUCCUUUCUCCCAGUGUCAGUCCAACCUGAACCUCCACAGCAAGAGGAGCCUGCUGCUACUGAGAAGACUGGUAAGUACUGUCACACUAACUUAUCUGUAACAAAAUGGUUAAUGCUCCGGCCCCUUUAUGUAAUGACAUGGUCAUGACAUGAUAUGGUAUCUUGGUAACAAAGCACAAAUGGGAACAUCCAUAAUGUAUGCAAAGAUUGUGGUAGAUCAUGAGGGCACCAUAAAAUGUAAAUACUAGAGCAAGUUAUUCAUGCAGGCUGUGCUGAUCUAGGAUCCGUUUUUGCCUUGAAGAUCAUAAUGAAUAAGGUUAUUUGGACAGAUCCCAGAGCAGCGUUAGCCAGGUUGCCAGUCUUUUUAGCUAACAUUCCACUCUGAACUUCAUGUCAUGUGCCAUAUGUUUGGGCGUGGCCAAUGGCGCAGUUUUAGAGGCCCUUCUCUUGGCCGCAGAGACAACAUUUUGCUGUUUUUAAAAGCUAAUUUCCUGCAAUUCUACACGUUUUGCCAUGGCUGAUGCCUUGUUCUUAUGCUAUCUGAGUGACUCAAGCAUUAUAACAGGCAAUGCCAUGACAUUUUGGGAAUUUCAGAUUCACCUUUUUAUUUGGGUGAUUGUUAGUUCUCAAACAUUAUCUUAUUUAAAAAGAUAGCUAUAUUAUAUUUUCUACAUAAUCUGGUUUUGGUCAUUUAAAUUUACACUGAAAACGUUUUACCAUCCUGAUUUUCUUUGGGCCGGCCACGAUUUAGCAGCGUUGGUGCAGAUACCCUGUAUGCUGUGAACAUAAUAUGCCCUUUGCUGUGAUAUUUAGUAACUUUUUUGUUUGUCUUUUUUCCCUCUACAGCAGAAGAAGUUGCCACAGUAACCGAGCAAGGGUGAGGUUAUCAAAAGAGAUUUCAAACUAACACAUGAAACCCUGUUCUUUUUAAUGUCAGUAUGAAAUAAAUACUUGUCAUGCCAGGGGUGAUUGGGAUAUUCCAUUGCCUUUUAAGGUUAACAUCAGUAUUAAGUAGUUGGCCUAGUCUGCAGUAAGUGCCAUGUUUGUAAACAGAAAUGUAACUCUACUGAAACUCAGGGAGUUUAUUUGGUUGGCCAGGGCAGGGGGGUACAUGGCGAAACCCAAUGAGCCACGUGGCCUCAGCACUUGGUAUGUAUGCUUAGCAUGCAAACUAUAUCCAAACUUAAUGCAUGUCAAAAGACGACACAAGCACUACCACUCCAUAAAAACUUGACUUUACAAAUUGAGUAAUGAAUGUGGCCAUGUCUGAUGAUGAUGAUGAUAUUUUCUGGGGAUGAUUAUAAUCAUUAAGAGUAUGUUGGGGGACUAAAACCAUGUUUGUUCAGCAUCAUCACAGUUUAGUUUACCGCUGUUUUUCCACUUCUAUCACAGAUGGGCAAAGAAAAGAAAGACUCCAGUCAACUUAGUCCCCAGGUAUGUAUUUACACGCGUGAGUGCUGCCAGGACGCACGCAGCAGCCCUGUCUUGUCCACCAUUUCGUUAUCUAUCGGAUACCGUUUGGGGUGAAGACGGACAGUAUCUGUGGUAGACGAGGAAAAACAGCCCAGUCCGAAGCGGUUUUCCCAACUGUGGAAUACCGGAGUGGUAUUCCAACUUUCACUGAGUAGCUACUGUAGAGUUACUCUUUUUAUUAUCUCUGUAAAUGACCUCUCCUGCUUUUCUUGUCUCUCUCUCCCCUGUUGUCCGUGGCUCUGUUUUCUGUCGGGAAUCUAUCAGGGCUGCCGUGGAGAAGCCGAAAGGUCCCAGCAGACGGAGCUCGCGUGCUGAAAAGGAGGUGGAGGAGGAGACGGUGGCAGACAGCGUGCAGAGGAAGAGACCAGCCAGGCCUGGAGCCAGCGCUGUUGUCGCUGCUAAAGGUACACACACAUAUACAGUACACUACAGUACACACACUUCCCACUGAUUGAGGACAUACACACACACACUCUCACACAUAACUUACUAUUGCAUAGCUUAAGUUGUUAUUUAAAGUUCUUUGUCUCUUCAAACAUGUCCCCCUCUCUCUUUCCUCUGUGUCCUUUCAGAAACAGGUGCCAGUCCAACCCAGGCUAAGAGAAGGAAGUCUAAAUGA